Messenger RNA from Kluyveromyces lactis, 1572 nucleotides. RefSeq names its product Tpn1p (gene TPN1). NCBI's taxonomy places the organism in Eukaryota, Fungi, Ascomycota, Saccharomycetes, Saccharomycetales, Saccharomycetaceae. The transcript has a single exon. Gene Ontology annotation, biological process: transmembrane transport. The record is from RefSeq and is a predicted model, not a curated record. The coding region runs from base 1 to 1572 and encodes 523 amino acids. Gene Ontology annotation, molecular function: transmembrane transporter activity. Gene Ontology annotation, cellular component: plasma membrane; fungal-type vacuole membrane.
AUGAAAAAGUCGGAGGUAGAGGUGACUGAAAGGUCAAUCUUUGUACGUUCUGCAUCGAGCAUUCGUCAGUUUUCUGAUAAGUUAGAUGCGUUAGGUGUUGAAGCGCGUGGUAUCCAGCGUAUCCAGCCGUAUGAGCGUGGCACCGCUAAACAGUUUUGGCAUGUUGCUGGGUUGUGGUUGAGUGCAGCUGGUGGGCUUUCUUCUAUGUCGUCAUACUUCCUUGGUCCAAUGGUAUUCCAACUUACGUUUAACCAAUGUCUUGUGAGUGGAUUGAUAUCGAUGUGGAUCGGCUGUGGGGUUGCAGCUUACUGUUCUGUAAUGGGUCCACAAUCUGGUUGUAGACAAAUAGUUACUGCUCGUUAUCUGUUCGGUUGGUGGUUUGUGAAAUUUAUUGCCUUGGCUGCGAUUGUCGGUGUUAUGGGCUGGUCCAUUGUGAACUGUGUUGUUGGAGGACAAAUGCUAGCUAGUGUUAGUGACGGUAAGGUUCCACUUUGGGUUGGUAUUAUCAUUGUUACUGUGGUAUCGUUGCUUGUUUCCAUUUUUGGUAUCAAGCAGGUUUUAAAAGUAGAGACUCUGUUUGCAGUGCCCGUGCUAACUAGUUUCCUGUUGUUGUACAUCUCAGCAAGUGACAAGUUCAAGUACUUGUACGAAUUCAGUAAUAGUGACAUUGAUUCACUGACUGUGAAAGGUUGCUGGUUAUCCUUCUUUUCUUUGUGUUACAGUAUCACAUCAACUUGGGGUUCCAUCACAGCAGAUUACUAUAUCUUGUUCCCCGAGGACACUCCUCAGAUUCAAGUCUUCUUAUUGACAUUUUUCGGAACUGCGGUACCAACCACUUUCGUUGGUGUAUUGGGUCUUCUACUGGCAUCAUGUUCACUGUCCUACGAACCUUGGCAAGCUGCAUAUGAUGAAUAUGGGAUGGGUGGUCUCAUGAAUGCUGGUUUCUCUCGUUGGAAUGGAUUUGGGAAAUUUUUGGUCGUUGUAUUGAUCUUAUCUUUAAUCUCGAAUAAUAUUGUUAACACAUACUCUGCAGCAUUCUCCAUCCAAUUAUCAAGUGUGAUGUUAGCCAAGGUGCCUCGUUGGAUCUGGGCUAUCGGAUGUACCAUCUUUUACCUCGUAUGUGCGCUAGUAGGUAGAAACAGUUUUUCCACCAUCUUGGGAAAUUUCCUACCUAUGAUUGGUUACUGGAUUAGCAUGUACUUCAUCUUACUCGUGGAAGAGAACGUCAUCUUUAGAAACUGGUUCCACCAUCUAUAUAAAUUGGAAUUCCCCAAUGACAUAGAAGUGAAACCACAUCAUAAACUAAGGAAAUUACCAAGGCACAUCCACAGGUACAACUGGGAUGAAUGGGACAACUCUGAAGUCAUCACAAGAGGAUUGGCUGCAUCCGCUGCGUUCUGCAUCGGUGUUGCUGGUGUGGUACUUGGAAUGUGUCAAACGUAUUACGUGGGGCCACUUGCCGCAAAGAUUGGCGAGUAUGGCGGAGAUUUAGGUAUGUGGCUCGGUAUGGGUUUCGCAGGAGUAUCAUAUCCACCACUAAGGUACUGCGAACUGAAGAAAUUUGGCAGGUGA